AGAAGUUAAAAAUUCGUCUUUUGUAGAGAGAGUUUUCCAAUCGUUCGUAGACUUCGCUUUUUCACCCUCAGUCGCCGGCGACAACAGAGAUGCAGCUUCUCCCCGGAGUAUGGAAUCCCGCUACGGCGGUGACGGUAACGUUAGCUGCGGCGGCGAUCAUUUUCAUCUCGUCAAUGCCGUUGGCUUGGUCAAAGGAGCAACUCAGCUCGAGGGAAUGUGAGGAUCUAGGUUUCACCGGCCUUGCUCUCUGUUCCGAUUGUCACACUUUAGCUGAAUAUAUCAAAGAUCAAGAAUUAGUGGCGGACUGUUUGAAGUGUUGUGCAGAGGAUUCUGAUGACGCCACGAGUAAGAUAACUUAUUCUGGUGCCGUGCUGGAGGUCUGCAUGAGGAAGCUAGUCUUCUAUCCUGAAAUUGUUGGCUUCAUCGAAGAGGAUAAGGAUCAAUUCCCUUCAGUUAAGGUUCAAUAUACCUUCAACUCUCCACCGAAGCUGAUUUUGCUGGAUGAUGAGGGCCAGCAUAAAGAAAGCAUCAGGAUUGAUAAUUGGAAACGAGAACAUUUUUUGCAGUUCCUGCAAGAGAAGGUUAAGCGAUCUUCCGCAAUUUAAGGUUCUUUCACCUUUUUUUUUUUAAUAUAAAUUUUAAAUUACAACUCUUAAUCAAUGUAAAAAACUUCUUAGAAUUUGAAUGAAACUAUUAUCGGCCAUAAAAAGAAAAAAGAAAGAAAAAAAAAUUGAGGUGAGUGAACACUGGAUUUUGUGAAUUUCAAGGUUAGUAGUGGAAAUAUAAUUGAUUUCCUUGUCUAAA
This is a messenger RNA of Cucumis melo (muskmelon), 804 nucleotides long. RefSeq lists its product as uncharacterized. Lineage: Eukaryota; Viridiplantae; Streptophyta; Magnoliopsida; Cucurbitales; Cucurbitaceae. Gene Ontology annotation, cellular component: endoplasmic reticulum lumen. Gene Ontology annotation, molecular function: oxidoreductase activity. The record is from RefSeq and is a predicted model, not a curated record. Bases 90 to 605 code for a protein of 171 amino acids. The transcript is spliced from 4 exons.